AUGGAUGCACAGGCGGCCCUUGGGUACAAGAUGAAGGAUUUUCACAUGGCAGGAGAUGUCAGGAGACGAAGGUUGAAUAUGAAUAACAUGGGUACUAUCUCAGUUCUCCAAGGUGAAAUAUGUGUUUCGUCAAAGGUUGACUCGGAAAGAACACAGCGAAUAUUUGGGUUCAUCAGAGCAAAGAGUGUGGAGGUGAAUGAAAAGAAGUAG
Messenger RNA from Sclerotinia sclerotiorum 1980 UF-70, 210 nucleotides. RefSeq lists its product with no specific name. The record is from RefSeq and is a predicted model, not a curated record. The coding region runs from base 1 to 210 and encodes 69 amino acids. The transcript has 2 exons. NCBI's taxonomy places the organism in Eukaryota, Fungi, Ascomycota, Leotiomycetes, Helotiales, Sclerotiniaceae.